This is a messenger RNA of Scomber scombrus (Atlantic mackerel), 3949 nucleotides long. RefSeq names its product GTP binding protein 2a (gene gtpbp2a). The transcript is spliced from 12 exons. The coding region runs from base 183 to 2012 and encodes 609 amino acids. Gene Ontology annotation, biological process: translational elongation. Gene Ontology annotation, molecular function: GTP binding; GTPase activity; translation elongation factor activity. NCBI's taxonomy places the organism in Eukaryota, Metazoa, Chordata, Actinopteri, Scombriformes, Scombridae. The record is from RefSeq and is a predicted model, not a curated record.
UUUAGGGGGGGUCGUCGGUGCCUUGUUUUCAUUUUGGGGGCUGUAAGCUACCACCAGCAGGGUAAUUACUAUACUAAAAUACAAACACCUUCAUGCCUGGACCGCUGCACAUUUUAAUACAUCAUAUUUGUCCAGGUAGUGGAAAGCUUGCAAGUUUAACGCUAGGUCUUCAAAAGUAGCUGAUGGAUGCGCGGGUAUCGGAGUUAUUUGGAUCAGGAAAUGGACACGGCUCUGGAUCUCAAGGUGUUGCGUCCAAUGUUAAGCCAGGAAAUGCCUUUGGGAUGGGGGUAACUCCUAAAAAAGCUUCUGCAAAGAACAAGAAAGCAAAGGCUCGAUCUUUCCGCAACUUCAAACCGAGCAAUAACACCCCAUAUCUACCUCCAGAGGCCGAAGAGGGAAAUAUAGAGUACAAGCUGAAGUUAGUGAACCCAACGCAAUAUCGUUUUGAGCACCUGGCUACACAAAUGAAAUGGCGUCUGCAGGAAGGUCGCGGAGAAGCUGUCUAUCAAAUUGGUGUUGAGGAUAAUGGCAUGUUGGUGGGACUAUCAGAGGAGGACAUGAGGGCAUCACUAAAAACCCUCCAUAAGCUGGCAGAGAAAGUUGGAGCCGACAUCACAAUUCUUAGAGAGCGAGAGGUGGACUAUGACUCUGAUGUGCCUCGUAAGAUUGCUGAAGUUCUCAUUCGCAAGGUGCCAGAUGACCAGCAGUUCUUGGACCUGCGAGUAGCCGUACUGGGUAAUGUGGACUCUGGCAAGUCCACCCUGUUGGGUGUUUUAACACAGGGUGAGCUUGACAAUGGACGGGGAAGAGCGAGGCUCAACCUCUUCAGACAUCUCCAUGAGAUCCAGACUGGACGCACGUCAAGCAUCAGCUUUGAGAUCCUUGGCUUCAACAGUAAAGGAGAGGUUGUGAAUUACAGCGAGUCUCGGACAGCAGAGGAGAUUUGUGAGAGUGCCUCUAAAAUGAUCACAUUCAUUGAUCUAGCGGGUCACCACAAGUACCUGAAAACCACCAUCUUUGGCCUCACCAGCUACUGUCCUGAUUUCGCUAUGCUGGUUGUCAGUGCAAAUACUGGUAUUGCUGGUACAACGCGAGAGCAUCUUGGGAUAGCCAUGGCCUUGAAGGUGCCCAUCUUCAUCGUCAUCAGUAAGGUGGACCUGUGCACACGGGCCACUGUGGAGCGCACAGUGCGGCAGUUGGAGCGUGUCCUGAAGCAGCCAGGCUGCAACAAGGUGCCUAUGGUUGUAAGCAGCACGGACGAUGCCGUCACAGCAGCGCAGCAGUUCGCCCAGUCUCCCAAUAUCACACCUAUCUUAACCUUGUCCAGUGUCACUGGAGAGAGUCUAGAACUACUCAAGGUUUUCUUCAACAUCAUCCCUCCUCUCAGCAACAGCAAGGAGCAGGAGGAACUUAUGCAACAGCUAACCGAGUUUCAGGUGGAUGAGAUAUACACAGUGCCAGAGGUGGGAACUGUGGUAGGAGGUACUUUGUACAGUGGUAUUUGCCGUGAAGGAGAUCAUCUUGUCGUAGGACCCACAGAUUUGGGCCAGUUCCACAAGUUGACUGUUGGAAGCAUCCAAAGGAACCGCUCGGCAUGUAGGGUACUCCGGGCUGGCCAGGCUGCUACACUCGCACUAGGCAACUUUGACCGUUCACUUCUACGCAAGGGCAUGGUGAUGGUGAGUCCAGAGAUGGAUCCCACUAUCUGCUGGAUGUUUGAGGCUGAGAUUGUGCUGCUCUUCCAUGCCAAGACCUUCCACAAGGGUUUCCAAGUUACUGUGCACAUUGGCAAUGUGAGACAGACCGCCACUGUGGAAGCUGUGUACGGCAAGGAGGAGCUGAGGACAGGGGAGAAAGCAGUGGUUUGCUUUAGAUUCAUCAAGCAUCCAGAGUACCUGAAGGUGGGAGCAAAGGUGCUUUUCAGAGAGGGUGUGACCAAAGGUAUCGGCCACGUCACCAAGUUACAACCCAUCGCGCAGUACCAGCCAUCCCAAAGCGAUGAGGAAGUCUAAAGUUUCUCUGAGAACCACACCAGAAAACACCGUCCCACCAGAAAACAAGGUGCUUCAUAUAAGCAGCCUCCCUCCGUCUGCCCUCUGUUCCCUGCACAGUAAAUCCCUCUCACAGGAUUUUGUUGUUUUUUGCCCCUUUCAACAGCCUUUUUGGCACCAUCCUCCUAACUUCUGCCCUUCAGCGUUUUAAAGCACUGCUGAUAUUUUAGUCUGCUCUCUGGUGUUGAGAUUUUAUGGGUGUUUGUUUUUCAUGGCACUGAUAAGAGGAAGUUUUUCAGCUCUCUAACACAUUCACUUAGCAACAUCUACCAAAGUGAAAUUGACUGUCAAGAACACCAUUGCAAUGCGCAGAUCAAAACGUUGCAACAGGGAAAUUGCUUUCUGACACCUGUGAUGAAGUGCUGCUUACAUUUUACACCUAAAUGCACUCCUCACACUUGCCACACACUUGCACUGAAACGUACAUGCCGGUGUGGACAUACCUUUGGCAGACGAUUGUUUACAAAUUCAGUAGAUGCAAGGAUGAGAUGCUCAGACAUUAAGGUGUGAUGUAUCACCGAUGUCAUUGCCCCAAAGCAGCUGGUCUGUGAAACCAGCAUAGUGCCUGACGAGCCUCUGAUGACGAGCCUAUGAUCUCAUUGUAUUUAAGCACUCGUAAACGAUAACUUGUUCAUGCUAAUUACUUGUGCGAGAUAACAGCAACAGCAAUGAGGGACAUUUGUUGUUCUCAGACACAGCUUGUCAGUUGUAUGGAGGCAAAAGUAAUCUUUCAGCUAUAAUGCUGACAAGGGCACUUUAUGAAGGUGGAUGAGAGCAUUGCGACGUAUGCAAAGUUAGAACUUGACCCAUUUUGUAUGUCAGUCUGCCAAGAUUACUCACAUUGGCAAUCACCUUGUAAGUGUUUUUUUCACAUCAAUUUGUCUGUGAGAAUUAUGUUUUUAUUCACAAAAAAUGCCUCUCGAUAGUGCAGUGAGAUGCUAAAGAUCUCGCUGCCUUUCUUUCAAGUGCUUUAGUUACUCAGGUCAGUGUAGAUAUCGUGAUAGACAGCAUUCCACUCUCACAGAACUACUCCGGUGGAGGUUUCUGUUUCUGACUUGGGGGGGCGGGGGGUGUAGGAGACAACAAAGUUGUUUCUCCCAAAGAGAUGUGUUUGAUUAUGCAUUAUACAGAAUAUAAAGCUGACUACUGAUGCAGCUUUGUUGAAACUGCUCUGUUAAAAGCAAUUAUGUUUGAGGUACAUCAAUAUCAUCUCUUCAUUUAAGUUACUGAUGUCACUAACUUUGAAGGGAGGUUAACACAGUGCCUGAUGGAACUACCAUUAAGUAGCAUUCUAUCACACCCAAAGUUUUUACAGCUUAGUAAAAAAAAAACUUAAGUUGGUGCUACUCACUGAAGCAGCUUUUGAUAUCUAGAUGACCUUGAAAAUGAAUGUUAAUUGCUACUUUGUUAAAGGCUGCUGUUGGGCCUUAUCGUGUCUUAUUACUGCAUGUUGAUGUGAUUUAUACAUAGAUUGUUGUCCCACUGACAUCAAGGAUCAAGGCGACAACUGAAAUGUAUACCGUUUUGUUGCAUUCACUUUGUUGUUGUUACGCACAGUUUGUGUGCACUCAAAGAGGAUAAAUGCAUUUCAACCAAAAUAUUUUACAGCAUUUAUGAAGAGGUAUAUCAGAUGUUAAAGUUUGUUUUUAUGCGUCUGAGAAAUAUUUUAUAGAUUUCUAGUAGUUUCAGAUUUUACAAUUAAUUCAGUUUUCACUGUUGGAGUCUUCUUUGUGACACCAUCACGUCUUCACUUUUUUGCAAUCAGAUUUAAGACCUGUUUUCCUUUUUAAUUGAAAGUGUAACAUUUUUGAUCAUUUGGGUGAAAUGCAAUAUUUAUGUACAGAUCCAAUUUGUGUACAUGGUGUACAUGAAUAAAACUUUUAUUAUCUCCUUAGCAG